Messenger RNA from Cydia amplana, 1080 nucleotides. RefSeq lists its product as uncharacterized. The transcript is spliced from 4 exons. Bases 1 to 1080 code for a protein of 359 amino acids. NCBI's taxonomy places the organism in Eukaryota, Metazoa, Arthropoda, Insecta, Lepidoptera, Tortricidae. The record is from RefSeq and is a predicted model, not a curated record.
AUGGGUUAUACCUUCGAUCUAAUUCUAAAUUUUCUGCAGAAUUAUUUGACUCUGAAUUUUAUUCUAUUUAUUCGUGCCAUUUUUGGCCAUCAUUACAGCUUCAGAUGUAGCAAGUUAUACUUGACUAUUGAAAGAAUAUAUUGCAUUGUUUUGUCCAUAGUAUGUCCAUUGAUUUUCUAUUAUUCAUCAAACGUGAUGGAAUAUAAUAUACAAUGGUUGUUUUUCGAGUAUUUUAUCAGUAUUUGGAUAACUCUCAUAAUAGAAGACGACUGUUUUAAGAAAUACCUGAGUUCCAUCAAACAUGCAGAUCGAAUCUUAGGGCUCGGUUGUUUGAACUUAGCAAGCUUUCGGCUAUAUGUAGUCUUCUUUUUAAUCGCUCUUGUAAGAAUUUGUAUUGGCCUCCUCUUUUUGGACAACCUUUUUAUUCGCCCUGUGAUUUAUUCUCUUCACGCCUACAUUCAUACCACCAUCGAUUUCAGUCACAUUAUUCGAUUUAUUAUAUUCGACGUUUUGUAUGAAAGAAUGAUUAAACUUGGAACUCAUUUUAAGAAUAUCUUUAUUCAGCCAAUUCAUGAUUACACAAACAUGACAACUGAAGUAAAAAAAGGAUUAUUAGCAUAUAAACAGCUUCUCGACAGUGUUCAACUUCUGGAUAAAAUACAAGUAACGGUAAUUUGCUCCAUAACAUAUACGACUCUGGUGAUGCGCUUCAUAGACAGUCUCUUGGACCUUAAUGCGACUUUAUUAAUUGAUUGGGAUAUCGCUGUAUGGGCUCCUUCGAGUGCAUUUGUAUGUGAGUCAAUAUACUCAGCGAUGCUAGUUUUCUUUCCAGCCGUGUUCAUGGAACUGAUACACAUGGAAGUUGAUAAUCUUUCAUGGAUUUUGACAAUGGAGCAUUCCAAAUGUAAAGAUCACAAUCUACGGGUCGCCAUAUCAAACGGCAUUAGCUACUUGAAGCUGCGGCCGUUUCAGUUUCGCAUCUGGGGUAUCAUACCGGUCGAUAGUUCGCUGCCGAUAUCCUUCAUCAGUCUUGCGUUCACGUACACCUUUGUCAUUUUACAAGUGCAUCACGUUCUUUAG